Cylindrotheca closterium is the source of this 143-nucleotide messenger RNA. NCBI's taxonomy places the organism in Eukaryota, Bacillariophyta, Bacillariophyceae, Bacillariales, Bacillariaceae. The record is from the annotation of a GenBank genome assembly.
AUGGAAGUGCCGCGGCUCCUGUUUCCUUGCCCAAGGAAGUCUUUGACGCUGCCAGAAUUGCCAUUCCGGCCACUCCUUAUGAUUUUACAUUGGAAAAAGAAAUUCUCCAGAAGAAGGCAACUGCUACUGACGAGUCGUCAUAA